Messenger RNA from Ailuropoda melanoleuca (giant panda), 967 nucleotides. It is a transcript of the gene C13H17orf78, whose product is annotated as chromosome 13 C17orf78 homolog. The coding region runs from base 80 to 967 and encodes 295 amino acids. The record is from RefSeq and is a predicted model, not a curated record. NCBI's taxonomy places the organism in Eukaryota, Metazoa, Chordata, Mammalia, Carnivora, Ursidae. The transcript is spliced from 7 exons.
AACUUGGUUCCAGGGCAGUGUGAGCACCUAGCAAGAAGACAGGGGCUGUGACAGAUUAGCGGCAUGUGCUCCCGCUAACAUGGAUACCAUCUUGGUUUUCAGCCUAAUCAUUACAUCCUAUGAUGUCGGCAAGAAAGAACUCAGAGAUAGCAGCUGCCACGUGGAACAGCUGCCUGGACUCUUCCCAAUGGAUGUGAGAAAAAUCAGGGAUGUGCUGAUGCAAGAGGCUCAGGCAGAAGCCAAAAAUUCUACAUUCAUUCAGAAUCAGACUGUGGCUACCCUUCAGUGCCUUGGCUCUGGGAGCAAAGUCAAAGUCAACCUUGUGUAUUCAGAGAAAAGGUCAAAGGUCAAGCAGACUCUGAAGAACCUGAGAGUCAUCGCCACUCCCCAUAGAAACAGCACUGCCUCCCCAAACUGUCACUUAACUCCCACAUCCAAGUUUCAGACUGGAGCCCUCCUAACAGGCAAAGCUUUUUUACCAGGGAUCUCCCAAUGUAAGGUCUAUGCAGUGAUGAGGGCUGCAUCACAGACUUUUUCUACCACCACGACCAUCACCUCCAUAACUCCUGGGAAUAAAGAAGGAGAGAAAACUACAAGUAUUGAUGAUUUUUCUAGCCCUUCGAAAGAAGACACAGAUGAGAACCUAAAGAAGAGGCAGAAAUGGAGCAUUGUGGUCAAAUUUCUGAUUGCUGUCACCCUGUUAUUCAGUGGAGUCGCCAUUAUAGUGUUUGUCAUUUUUGAAGUCCCAUGCCCUAGUCAAUGCCGGGGAGCCAGAGAGCUAUGCCAAUGCCAGCGGUUGUGGAGAAGGCAAAGGAAGGAAGGCCAGCAAACUGCGGCAGCUGAAUCCCAACCUGAGUCUCAGCCCAAGAAGGAAAGUGGUCUCUGUAUGGUUGGACAAGAUGCUCCCAACUCAUCAAACUCAAAGAAAACUACAGGGAUCACUAUCAUCCACGAGACAUACUUCUGA